GAUAUUUCCUUUACGAACCCCAAAUCCCGCCCCUCUCUCUCUCUCCCUCCUUCAAUACACCGCUUCUCGCCCUCUACCUUAAUCCUGCCUCACAGCCCCUCCCUCUCAUCUCUCUCUCUCUCUGCGCAAUGAGUACGAAACUCUCUGUAUCGCAUGCUAAAAUCUUUCUCUCUCAUCAAUUGAAAAUCCAAUCUAUAUAUGUAUGCAUCAAUGAUCAAACCUAUUUUCCCUGUAUCACAAGGGCAACAGGUACGAUGGAGGGAGUGGUUUGAAUUCUUAGGCCAACUUUAUCAGCACAAACAAAACUCCCACCAUUAAGAUGUGCCCAACUGAAAAACCCCCUUCUCUCACCGAAAUACCAGAAUCUUCAUCAUCUCUUUCACCCCUUUCUCUCUCUACACAAAACCCAUCUCCAGUUUCUCUCUCUACAUGGAACCCACCUUCAGUUUGUCCCUUCUCACAAAGCCCGCCUUCAGCUUCUCCCUCUACAAAUCCAUCUCUUCCAUCAGAUUCAAACCCUUCGUUUUCUUUCUGUGCACAAAGCCCAUCUCCAAUUUCUCUCUCUGCACAAAACCCACCUUCAGUUCCUCUAUCUGCACAAAACCCAUCUCCGACUUCUCUCUCUACACAAAACCCACCUUCAAAUUUUCUCUCCUCUUCUUCAGUUUCUCCUGCUGCACAAAACAAAUCUCUCUCAUCAGUUCCAAUGCCAAUCUCAUGGCCUGCACAUGGGGAAUUGACCCAAGGAUGGAUUGAGAACUUGGCCUUCACUUUUGAAUGGUCCUCUAGGAAUCUCUCUCCUCAUGAGCUUCCCUCUCUUCUUCCCGUUUCCGUCUUUGAUAGUUUGGUUUUGGGGGCCUCCAAGCUCUUGCAUGGAGAACCCAAUUGUGUGAAGAUUGAGGUGGGUGAUGCUGAGAAUUGCAGAGUUGUGGUUGUGGGUGAUGUUCAUGGACAAUUGCAUGAUGUCCUCUAUCUGCUCAGAGAUGCUGGGCCGCCUUCUAAUGAGAGGUACUUUGUUUUUAAUGGUGAUUAUGUGGAUAGAGGAGCUUGGGGGCUUGAGACUUUCCUGCUAUUGCUGGCCUGGAAGGUUUUUCUUCCUCAUCGAGUCAUUCUUCUACGUGGGAAUCAUGAAUCCAAGUAUUGCACAUCCGUAUAUGGUUUCGAGCAAGAAGUCAUGACCAAAUAUGGGAAUCAAGGAAAACAUGUGUACCGAAAAUGCUUGGGGUGCUUUGAGGGACUUCCCUUGGCCUCUGUCAUUGCCAACUCUGUUUAUACAGCUCAUGGGGGUCUAUUCCGAGAAAUGACUAUUACUCCUUUGAAGAAGCAUAAGGGAAGGAAGAGGAACAAACGGUUGUUCUCUUCUGAACCGAAAUCUCUUGCUCUUGGUUCUUUGGAGGAGUUAGCCAAGGCAAGGCGCACAGUUCUUAACCCUCCUUGGGAGGGACCCAACUUGAUACCAGGCGAUGUUCUUUGGUCAGAUCCUUCAAAUACCCCUGGUCUCUCACCAAAUACAGAGAGAGGAAUUGGUCUUCUAUGGGGUCCUGAUUGUACUGAACAAUUCUUAAAGAAGUAUAAGUUAAAGUUAAUUGUCAGAUCUCAUGAAGGACCAGAUGCAAGAGAAAAAAGGCAUGGGUUUUCAGGGAUGGACAAGGGUUACACAAUCGAUCAUGAGGUGGAAUCAGGAAAGCUGAUCACCCUUUUCAGUGCUCCGGAUUAUCCACAGUUUCAGGCCACAGAUGAGCGCUAUAACAACAUGGGGGCUUACAUUGUAUUGGAACCCCCUGAUUUUGCUUCCCCAGUUUUUCACAGUUUUGAAGCAGUCAAGCCAAGGCCAAAGGUUAAUGCGUACUAUGACUAUGUGGAGGUAGUCGACUCUGAUGAAGACCUCAAUUUAAGAUCCUUAAAGGAUGACUGAGAUUCUUGGUGUAUUUAAAUAAAAAUUUAAUCAGUAUUUUCUUAUUUUUUCCAUAUUUAUUGUAUUUCUACCUUUUUCGCUUUUUUUUUUUUAGGCAUAUAUGAGUUAUCAUAUUUUUGUAUGGAAAAAAUUACAUGGCCUGAAAAUUGAUCCACAGAAGGCUUAUUUUUUUUGUAAUGUUCAGUGUGUGAAAUGUUAAAAUAUGAUAGCAGAAUACUGUUGAAAGUUAGAGAAGUGUGAUUUCCAUGUAUUUGGUGUUGGCAGGCCCUAAUAUCAUGAAAAAAUGAAUUUGAUUUUGGGA
Messenger RNA from Amborella trichopoda, 2216 nucleotides. It is a transcript of the gene PP7, whose product is annotated as serine/threonine phosphatase 7. The record is from RefSeq and is a predicted model, not a curated record. Lineage: Eukaryota; Viridiplantae; Streptophyta; Magnoliopsida; Amborellales; Amborellaceae. Gene Ontology annotation, molecular function: hydrolase activity.